AUGAAUUAUUGCCAACGGUUUUUCUUCACAAUGCCUUCUUAUAGCCAGGAAAUAAAUGUUGACCUAAAUUCAAAUGAAAAGAAUGGCUACAAAGAUAAAAAUGAAAGCAGAAGUGAAGAAGUCAAAUACGUUACCCCCGAUGUUGAGAAAAGUGUUCCAGAUGGAUUGAAUGCUGACCAAAAACUCGCAUUUGCGUUAAGAGACUUUCUGAAACCAUCAAACCCAGUAUUAGAAGAUAACGAUAACGAUAACGAUAAAGACAAUCCAUCACCGUUCGCUCUUGACCAAAAUUUACCAUAUAUAGAUGAGCAUGUGGAUACAGAAAACGCCCCCCAGUCUGACGAGGAACUACACCAAUGUCCAGAAACAGACGAAGUGCUUAAUAACGCUGCUUGUCGUUUAAGGCGAUGGCGAGCAGCCUCGCGAAAGCUUAGGCGACCCCGAAUCAUAAAUAACUUAAGUACUAAGGAUGAAGGAAGCAACGCAAAUAAGAACUUUCAUGGUGGUCAUACUGAUCUGGCUGACCGUCUGCGUAGCCUGGCCGCCGCCAGCAGCAUGUCUGCCUCGGCAGGUGAACUGCUAUCACUGGCUCCACCACCAUCCGCGGCUACUGCGCCGCCCUCACCUGGCUGCUUACUCUCACCUACACUAUCCGAUCAAAGUGCUGCGGAAUAUUUUGGUUCAAGUCCAGAAUGCUGCGUGGACCGCGGCGGUUUCGAAAGCAGCAGCUCAGCUGGGAAUCCGGCACCACCUCCCGGACCCCGCUACAAGCUAGCCACGGAAGGCACCUUGCGAGUGUGCUGUUUUCAACACACUAGGACUGUCGUUGACAAAAUUCUCGCUGCAAAAUUUCUUCGAAGAUGGGAAACGCACGUACUGUGCUUAUUGGAAGAUAAUGUUAUUUCCAAAACGCCAUCCGGUCUUCUGGAAAGUCCACUAUCAUAUAGCUGCAUGCAAGAGGUAUACUGCAUAUCGCGCUGGGACCCUGCAAGGAAAUAUUGCUUAAGGAUCGUAAUGCCGCACGGCUCGCUCUUACUGCAGGCCAAUGACGCGUAUACAAGAGACCAGUGGUAUUAUUCCAUAAUUUGGAGAAGAAACACGAUAAGGUAUCGCAAUUUUCUAACGAAAACAGUGCGGAAGGAAGUGGUUUUGAAAGAACUCAAGAAUAUGGUGGACUUUGCCAUGACCACACCGCUGCAGGACGAAAGUGUAACGCGAGCUCCUUUGCAAAUUCUUACUGACCUGCUCUCUGAGAACAAAAAUAGUCCUGACUGGGAAGAAUGGACGGAAAACGUAACGAGCUUAGCGGCGCCUUUGUUAACGGAACGAGGUGUGAAUGGGGAACUUUGCGCUUUGCUCGCUCGUCUAUGCAGGAGACGACCACGCUCCGCCCCACUGCCCGCGCUCGCUCCUCCUGUGCGAAGAGUACUCACCCGAAAUGUUGAUUUUGGAAAGGCGCCGGACGCCAGGCGUUUUGUACGAGAUUAUAUCAGUGCGUUAAGCGCGAACAACUCGGGGCCGAGCCUUGUACGUCGCUUCGUUGCGGUGACGCACGGCGAGCGUGCAAUAUGCCCACACCCUCGCGCCGCACCCAACCUCGCGGCCGUGGCGCUCGCCGCGCUCGACGAUCACUUCCGCGACUAUACCUCACCACACUGCUGCGACGAGUCCGAGCACGACGUCCUCUGCUUCGCGGACAUCUUGGAGCAUAUGUGCGAGUACGAGGACUGGUUGGUGGUGGUGGGCGCGGUGCUGCAGCCGGUGCCGCUGUGCGCGGGCGCGCUGGGCUGCGCGCGCGUGUGCGUGCGGCUGGCGCGCGUGCUGGGCGCGCUGGCGCGGGACCCGCGCUGCGCCGCGCACGCCUGCCUGGCGGCCGCGCACGCCGCGCGCCCCUGCCCACCCUCCUGGCUGCGCGCCGCCGCGCCCUCCGACCCGCUGCUCGCGCUGCCGCACCACCAGCUGGCACAGCUCUGGGGCUCUAUGAUUGGAGGCUUACUCAAUUGCUGUGGAAAAAGAAAAAGUUUUCUUCAAAGUAUGAGCAAACAACUGCCAGAUUUUCUUUUAGUCGCUCUAACUGAACACCCUGCAGCAUUAGAAGCCUUGUGCUUAAUGUUGGAAUGGGAAGUAGUCAGUGGAGAACAAAUUCAAUUAGAAAUUAUUGCGACUUUACAAGGCACAGAACUAGGUCAAAAAUACUAUAAAGAUCUUUGUGAACGGCAACAAAACUUGCAAAAACUGCAAGCGGAGGGCGGGCCGCGGCGGUUGGCGCUGCCGGUGCGCGCCACGGACGCGGACGUGGCGGCGCUGCUGGAGGCGGGCGCGCUCGGCAACCUCGAAUGCCUCUCGCUCGCCUUCACCGCCGUCACCAGCAACUGCGCACAACACCUCAUCAAGCUGCCUUCCCUGCGGUAUCUGAACUUGUGGGCGACUAAGUUUGGUGACAGUGGCGUCCAACUAAUAGCGGAACACUUGCCACAUUUACAAGUGCUCAACCUCUGCGAAACACCAAUCUCAGACAAAGGAAUAGAAGCUUUAUCAGGGUUAUCAAGUUUGAGACGUUUAAAUCUAAAUAGCACAAAAUUAUCGGCAGAAGCGUUCGAAAUACUGCGUCAGAGACUUCCCCAUCUGCAAGAGUACGAUAUUCGUUACACAGAAGCCUGGUGA
Molecule: messenger RNA, 2664 nt
Organism: Parnassius mnemosyne (clouded apollo)
Lineage: Eukaryota; Metazoa; Arthropoda; Insecta; Lepidoptera; Papilionidae
Source: the annotation of a GenBank genome assembly